Molecule: messenger RNA, 1772 nt
Organism: Stomoxys calcitrans (stable fly)
Lineage: Eukaryota; Metazoa; Arthropoda; Insecta; Diptera; Muscidae
Gene: Mvd
Product: diphosphomevalonate decarboxylase
Exons: 4
Coding region: 153-1343 (396 amino acids)
Biological process (GO): isoprenoid biosynthetic process; isopentenyl diphosphate biosynthetic process, mevalonate pathway
Cellular component (GO): cytosol
Molecular function (GO): ATP binding; diphosphomevalonate decarboxylase activity
Source: RefSeq, a predicted model, not a curated record
UAUUUGCUCAGGUGAAAGUUGGUUUGUCGCUGUUUAGUUCGUAGCUUAAGGUUGGUUGUUCUGUACACACAUUUGGACCAAAACAAUUGCAAUCAAUCAAUUAAAUAUUAAAUUUUUCUUAAUAUAAAUACAAGUAUUUGAAGCAAUUCAAAAUGUUCAUAGAAACCUGCAUAGCACCAGUGAAUAUAGCUUUAAUUAAAUAUUGGGGCAAAAGAGAUGAGGAACUGAUUUUGCCCAUUAACGACUCCUUAAGCAUGACUUUAAGUACUGAUGAGAUGUGUGCCAAGACCACCGCCUCAGCAUGUGCAACCUACAAGGAGCAUAGAAUGUGGCUCAAUGGUGAAGAGGUGCCGUUUGAAGAUAAUCCUCGUAUAAUGAGAUGCCUAAAAGCCUUACAGCGACUGGCUUUGGCUAAAUGUGAAUCAUUGAAAUUUCCCCUUGAAUGGAAGCUGCACAUAGUAUCUCGUAACAACUUCCCAACUGCAGCUGGUUUGGCUUCCAGUGCCGCUGGUUAUGCCUGCUUGGUUUACACCUUGGCCUCUCUCUAUGGUGUUCAAGACGAAGAGUUGACGGCAAUCGCUCGUCAAGGAAGCGGCUCAGCUUGUCGUAGUUUACAUGGUGGUUUUGUUCGUUGGCACAAGGGCGAAGCUUCAGAUGGCACCGACUCCAUAGCAUUGCCGGUGGUAACCUCGAAUCAUUGGCCCAAUAUGCAUGUGCUGAUAUUGGUGGUAAAUGAUGCUCGAAAAAAGACCAGUUCUACCAAAGGUAUGCAGAGGGCUGUGGAAACUUCGGAUUUAAUCAAGUAUCGUGCUAAACAAUGUGUGCCCGAGCGCAUAAACGCAAUUACAGAGGCAAUAAAGCAGCGCGACUUUCAAACUUUUGCUAAAAUCACCAUGCAAGAUUCAAAUCAAUUCCAUGCCAUUGCCCUGGACACAUAUCCUCCUUGUGUGUACAUGAAUGAUGUUUCGCAUGCCAUUGUGGCAUUUGUGCAUGCCUACAAUGCCGCUGUAGGUCAAACACGAGUUGCAUACACCUUUGAUGCCGGACCCAAUGCUUGUUUGUAUGUUCUCAAAGAACAUGUAUCGUCUGUGGUGCAAGCCGUACAAACUUCAUUUCCCAAUGAUGCAGCCUCCAGUGUAGAGUAUGUGAAGGGUAUACCCGUAGACGAAGAAGCAUCACCCUCCGCAUCACCAACAGAUGCCAUACUCAAUGGCAACUUUGUGUUGCCCACUAAUGAACAUAAUCUUCUCAAAUACAUCAUACACACGAAAGUGGGUGCGGGACCACAACGUUUGGCUAAAACCGAUAGCCUUCUGAACUCCUCAACGGGUCUUCCAUUUUAAUUAUAGUCAACGAUUGUAAAAUCAAAAUACAGGUUUCUGUACAAAAAGGCGGACCGAAAAGCAUCCGCAUCUCUUUUAGAUAAACUCCCACAACGUAGCAAACCAUAGGAAACAAUGAGUGAAAAAAUAAUAUCAGUGAAAUAAACUCUGACGAAACCAAAAACGCUUCAUAGUAAACAAUGACAAUAACGAAACAAUUUUUAUAGCUUCUUAUUAAAGACAACAAUCGAAUAGUAUUAAUUAUACCAUAACCUAUUACCAUAAGAAAUCUCGCAAAACAAAACGUAUUCCAUUAAUUGUGGCUUAGGACUCUCGUAUUUUUUUAAUUUGAAAAAAAAAAAACCGAUUCAAAUAAAGACGCUUCGCUUCAACUCUGUAUAUAAAGUUAAGUAGAACGAAUACUAUUAGAUGCAAAGCAAAUAAUUCAAA